This is a messenger RNA of Neospora caninum, 693 nucleotides long. RefSeq lists its product as hypothetical. Lineage: Eukaryota; Apicomplexa; Conoidasida; Eucoccidiorida; Sarcocystidae. The record is from RefSeq and is a predicted model, not a curated record. Gene Ontology annotation, cellular component: cytosol; membrane; cytoplasm. Bases 1 to 693 code for a protein of 230 amino acids. Gene Ontology annotation, molecular function: ceramide 1-phosphate transfer activity; ceramide 1-phosphate binding. The transcript has 6 exons. Gene Ontology annotation, biological process: intermembrane lipid transfer; ceramide transport.
AUGAGCACAGCUGCAGCCGGGGGUGACCCUAAUCCUAUCAAGGGAGAAGGUCUCUUCCUCGCCCUAAGGUCAGGUUUUUCAAAGGCUCGAGCUCCCGAUGGAGGGAUUCUCUGCGAGCCGUUGGCCGACGUCGCGACGACGAUAAUUCCCGUAUACGACACCUUCUUCGGUGCCGGGAUGGUCGCGAAUGUUUUGAAGAAAGAUCUCAAAAACUCGAGCACGAAGUUGAAGGAAGCAGUCGAGAGGGAGCGAGCUGCGGAACCUGAUGUCGGGCCCGUGACGGUAGAAAUGAUGAUUUCGUACGAGAUAAAGAAGAACGGGGUUGCGUUCUUGCGGAAAGAUGCAAACAACGGAGUCAAGAAUCUGCUGUGGAUGAAACGGGCCUUGGACUUUAUCGUUGGAUUCCUUGAAAACGUCAUUUUUAAGAUGAAAGACAAAACUGCAAAGGAGUGUGCCACGGAGGUUUACCAAUGCGUCCUCAAACCGUACCACGGCUUCAUGGUUUCGAACGUUGUCUCUUUGGCUUUCAAUCUUUGCCCGAGCCGGGAAGAUCUAUGCAAAAAGCUCGGUUUCGAAGACGAAGCCAGCAUCGAAGCCCACGCGAGAGAGCUGUCGGAAGUCUGCAGGCCACUACUCGACGACAUUUCUGAUAAGCUGGAGAAAUAUGGUUGCAACUUCCCGGACAAAGCCUGA